UGAGGGUCUCGUGAGGCGGCUUCUUUCUCCCGAUGCCGUCGCGAUGCUCCGCUCCAAGGGCUUCUUCCGCGGCGUCGAGUGCCCCUUCGGGCCGGCCUGUGGGAGGCCCUACUGCCACUUCCGGCACCCCCCAGGGGCCACCGACGCAGCCCUCCCCGCCCGGCGCCCCAGCGGCCAGGCCGGCCCCAGCGGGCGCCCCUCAGCCUCAGAGUCUUCCUUGGCGGUCUCUCUUCUGUAUUCCGACCCUGCUGAAAUCCCAAAAUCUGCUGAGAUCGGUUUAUACCGUACCGACUUCCUUCCCGGAGCCAAAUUACAGAGCAUAAAAACUAUGCAAUUGGACAGCACAAGACAACCAAUGAACUGUGCGGUCGGGACCAGAGCAGUCACGGCUGGGCACUGUGACAUCCUUACGGGCAGGGGCGCCAGGAGGGCGCCAGGAGGGAUGUUGGAAAGAGGCCGUGGGGGGAGCAUGAACAAGUACCUUCGUUGCUUGCUAACUCGGGAGAGCACAGAGUGUGGCUAUGACCCCUACAACCCCGAACUCCCCAACCCCUCGGGCCAAAGCAGAAACGGGAGCUUGGAGGAUGUCACCGACCCGGCCCCGAGUAUUCUGGAACUGGAGCUGGUCAACCAGGCGAUCGAAGCUGUCAGAAACGAAGUUGAGCGCGAGCAGAAGAAGUACGAGGAACUUCUGGAGACCACUAAGGAGUAUGCCACGUCCGAGCCUCCGUCGCUGGUCUCCGGUGCCACCGGGCCAGCUUCCGUGACCAAAGCCAACUCCUUUACUUCCUUGGAAUACAACCCGGGUAGCUACAGCGCAAGCAGCACUGACUACAACCCCACCCCUCUCGCUGCGGCCUCCACGAGCCGAUCGAGCAAGUACACCUUGGAUUUUCCUGGCAGUGCCAAAUCGAAGGGCAGCUCGCUGGAGUACGUCCCCACGGUGGUCACCCAGCCGAAGAAAUACAGCCAUUCCUUUGCGAACAGCAAGUACAUAAUAGACAAAUCCAAGCCUUCGACGGACUUGGAGUACGACCCUCUUUCCAAUUACUCUGCGCGGCUUUUGGGCAAAGCCAGCGCCAAGGAACCGAAGGGGACCAAAAGGAACAGAGCCGUCGACCACGGAGAUGCGUAUUCUCCGCUGCUCAAGAAGCACUGCGACGCGGCUGCCAGCCCAUCGCCCGUCGCAAAGUUCUCAGACUCGGAAGAUGAUCAAGAUUUGGGAGGUGAAGCGGCUCCGGCAGGCCGUUCGAAACCCAAAGGCAGCUCGGACAGCAAGGGGAGCGACCUGCCGGUCACCGAAGCAAAGGGGAUCCAACAGGACGAAUUGCGCUCCCGGCAGAUGAAGGAGACGGCAGUGCAGUACGACAUGGAAGAUAUCGAAAGCGCUCAGGGGACCAUUGUUGGAGACGCUCUGCAGAAGGAGGCAAAGUUAGCCAAGGUCCUUUCCAACAGGAACGAGAAAGGGAAAGGGAAAAACAAAGAGGUAACAAAAGACAAAGUGAAAGAGAAAAACGCAGAGGGGAAGAAGGCUGAAGGCAGAGCUGCAGACAAGGAGAAGACCGGCACAAAAGAGCACAGGAGGAACGGGGAGAGAAGCGAGAAGAAACGUGACAAGCCCCACACUGGCGGAUCUUUAAAAACCCCCGACAAGCUGAAAACUGGGAAAGGGACGUGCGGGAAGCAAGAGAUCUCUGGGAAGAACAAAAAAGAGGGCCACAGUAAAGCAUCUAGCAGCGAGAAAGUGAAAAGCCCCAAGAAAGACUCCAAGCUAAGACCCGUCAACGCAGCAGGCAAGAAAGAGGCACGCGAGGCCAAGCGGAAAGACGGAAAGGCCAAGCCGCUAACCUCGGAGCCACCAAAGGCAAAGCCAGCUGACUCCCAGAGGAAGGGCAGCGCCAAGGGGGAGUGCCGGGCAAAGCAACGGACGCUGAGCCAUGCCGACCUCUUUGGUGAUGAGAGCGGGGACGAGGGGCCCUUGGCUCAGCCCCCUCCGGUGGUGUUCCCCAGCGUCAGUUCAGACUCGGACGGAGACGACGGUGGCUCGCCCUUGCCCUGUUACAACGGGGUGCCGAGCCUGAAACGUCCCAAGCUGUCCAAAGAGCCUCCGCCUUCCCCCUCCUCCUCUUCUUCUGAUGAUGUGGCUUACUCAGUCCUCGAGAAGGACCUGGAUUUCGAGUCAGACCCAAUGGAGGAGUGCCUCCGGAUUUUUAACGAAUCCACAGACGUAAAGACGGAAGACAAAGGCCGGCUGGGGAAACAGCCAUCCAGAGAGGAAGAGACUGAAGAAAAAGUUGGGGAGGACGGCUUAACCACCCUCUUUCCUGGUCAGAAGAGGAGGAUCUCCCACGUUACCAAACAAGGAAGCGCGGAAGUCCCAAGCAAGCCGGCGGUCCGGCCUUACCGCCCACCCACCGCCCAAGAGGUCUGCUACCAGAGGAUCCGCCUGGCUCAACAGCAGGCGGCGCAGCUGGCCCUGCACUCAACUGUGCUGGCGGCUGCGGCGCCUCCGAGGAGCUCCCCCGCGCUGCACAAAGGAGAGAAGAAGCGGAUCGCUCACGUGCCCAGCAGCGCAGCUCUGCCUGUGGCCACCUCCUGCACCCCCGGAGGUCCUCAGAGAGCAGUUCCACCCAGGAGCAUGGCUUCUUCCAACGGCACCGACGCGUUGUCCUUGAAGGCGCGUACACUGGCCGGGAUGGCCUCCAAGACGACCAACACGAAUGUCCCUAAGAGGAUAGCGCACGCCCCCUCACUGCAGAGUGCCACCUUAAAGCGGCCGGUCAUCCCAACGGAGUUUGGGGCCAAGGUUCCCACCAACAUUCGCCAGAGGUACCUCCACCUUUUCAUCGACGAGUGUUUGAAGAUCUGCUCUUCGCAACAGGAAGCCUUCGACAAGGCUCUGUCUGAAGAGAAGGUGGCUUACAAGCGCAGCACCAGCCGGAACAUAUACCUGAACGUGGCGGUGAACACCCUGAAGAAACUUCGUAGCCUGCUGCCCGGCCCUUCCCAGGGUGCAAACAAGCCCAGCAACAGGAAGAUGGUGUCCCACGAAGCCAUGCUGGGAGGCAAACUGGCCACCAAAAUCAGCUUCUCGCUCAACCGAUCCACCAGCUUGCAGGCGGAGGACCUGACAGGAGCUGCCUUGUACCGAAGGCUCAAGGAAUACUUGAUGACUGAAGAGCAGCUGAAAGAGAACAGCUACCCAAUGCCGUGCCCCGAGAAGCCCGGCCGGGCCAUCGUAUUCACGGUGGAAGAGAAGAAAACGGCCGACAGUUCAUGCAGAGUUUGCUGCCGCUGCGGGACGGAGUACAUGGUGACGCCGGCUGGGAACUGCGUCCGGAAGGAGGAGUGCGUGCACCACUGGGGGAGGCUGCGCAAGCAGAGGGUGCCCGGUGGAUGGGAGACGCACUACAGCUGCUGCUCGGGUGUGGUGGGUUCGCCAGGCUGCCAGGUGGCAAAACAACAUGUCCACGACGGCCGGAAGGAGAACCUGACGGGCUUUGUGAAGACCUUUGAGAAGCUGCCCAACGCGGAGGGCUAUCCGGGCAUCUACGCCUUGGACUGUGAAAUGUGUUUCACCAAGCAAGGCCUGGAGCCUCCCGGGGUCACCGUGAUCAACUCAGAGCUGAAAGUUGUCUACGACACUUUCGUCAAGCCGGACCGCAAAGUGGUGGACUACAACACAAGAUUCUCAGGUGUGACGGAGGCGGAUCUGGAGAACACGACGAUAACGCUGCGAGAUGUCCAGGCGGUGCUUUUGAACAUGUUCAGUGCGGACACCAUCCUCAUAGGGCACAGCUUGGAGAGCGACUUGUUUGCACUAAAGCUCCUCCACAGCACGGUGGUGGACACAGCGGUCGUCUUUCCCCAUCGGCUGGGCUUGCCUUACAAGCGGGCGCUGCGCACCUUAAUGGCCGACCACCUGAAGCGCAUCAUUCAGGACAGUGUGGAAGGUCACGACUCCAGCGAGGACGCCGGAGCCUGCAUGGAGCUGAUGAUCUGGAAAAUCAAAGAGGAUGCGAAAGUGAAGCGAUGACCUUGCCCCCCCUCCCCUUCUCCCCC
Messenger RNA from Heteronotia binoei (common prickly gecko), 4062 nucleotides. It is a transcript of the gene REXO1, whose product is annotated as RNA exonuclease 1 homolog. NCBI's taxonomy places the organism in Eukaryota, Metazoa, Chordata, Lepidosauria, Squamata, Gekkonidae. Gene Ontology annotation, molecular function: exonuclease activity; nucleic acid binding. Gene Ontology annotation, cellular component: nucleus. The record is from RefSeq and is a predicted model, not a curated record.